UUCGUACUGUUCGAACGCAGGUGUCGCGCCACCACGGCAUUGUCCGCAAGCAUUUCGCAUUAUUUUUAAAAUUUAGUUUCCUUGUUUUUUAUUUAAUUUUAUUGCGUGUUCUGUGAAAUUUGGAAAAUUAUAGCCAAUUGAGUACAAAAAUAUUUUCUAAAAAGUGAAACUACAAACUUUAAUUAUAAAUUGAAAAUUUGCAAAAAAAAUCAAAUGUCUUCGCUGAAAAUUCAAUUUCCCCCGCAUACUUUUUCACGCCUCUUCCGCCCCUGGGACAUGGCGCCCAACGCAGACGCUGCUAACGCCAGCAACGCCACCAGCAACCCCACAAUGCCACAGAAUCUAAGCAUUCAUGGUGUGGAUACACCACCCACAGCCACAAAAACAAUUAAGGUAGAAGAUGAGGAGGUGGAAGUGGAUGAUGAUUAUUACCUGCAUACGAAUCGUACCUCUGAAUGUGCUUCCAACCAAAGUAAUUGUAGUCGUCUCAGCGACGAGACCGAACUCUACCAGCGUGAGCAGUCUACCACUGAUGGCAGAAACUUACUAACACGAAUCACUCCAACUACCGCCAUAUGUCCGACGCAAACGCCCGAGAAUGGCUACAUUGCAAGACCCACAUUAAAUAGGGAAAUUUUUGCGACGCCGCAUCACUUUCGCAGCAGAGAAGUGCUUGAGUCGCAGCAUCAAUAUCAACUGCACUUGUUGGCACAGAAUGUUAUGCCAACAACGACGACGGCUCCAGUAGCAAUGCCUAACGAAUACUUUUAUGCGACUAGUACGGCAGCUGCUAUGAGCAGAACCAGCGAAGUCAUUACAGCGUUGCCUCCCACAUCCAUCCUGCCCACGUCCAAUAGCGCCGCGGCUGUAGCAGCAGCAGGAUUUGCCGAUAUGGAUGCGUACGCGCUCGAUUUAAUGGGACGCGAAUAUGCACGCAUUAUGGCCGAAGAGGCGCAAACCAAGGCCUUCAAUGCGAGAAAACAGCGUCCAAAGAAAUUUCGAUGCCCACAAUGCGAGGUGGCUUUCUCAAAUAAUGGACAACUGAAAGGGCACAUACGGAUACAUACCGGCGAACGUCCUUUCAAAUGCCACGUCGAGUCUUGCGGUAAGACAUUUACGCGCAAUGAGGAGCUGACCCGACACAAACGCAUACACACAGGACUGCGACCAUAUCCAUGUGCCGUUUGCGGUAAGAAGUUUGGCCGACGCGACCAUCUCAAAAAACACAUGAAGACCCAUAUGCCACAAGAGCGUCAACUGCGACCUGCCAUAUUAAUGCCUAUCUACCCGUACCUCUAUGGAUACUAAGAGACCUUGCAAUUUCGCUUCCACCAUCAUAUUGAGCCGGUGUUCUAGCCACAAUCCUAGGUAGACACACAGAGUACAUAUACAAAACAGUGUGUAAAUAAUGCAUAAAUGGAAGCAGUCGUAAUAUUUCAACAAACCCAAUAGACUUGUUUACAUUUAGCGUUGUCAAAGCCAAGAAUUUACUUCAAAAAUAUUGUAUAAAUACCCUAAGCAAAUAUACAGUGGUGAGCUACAAACAAGCAUUCAUUUAACUAAAAUUUCACGAGCCAUGUUUCUACAGACUAAAAAGUACAAAAUUCCAAUGAAAACUUGUAGAAUUUUUCGAAAUUCGGUAUAAAGCUGGAAAGUUUGAUUUAUAUGACAAAUAAGAAAAAACUUCUAACUCGAAAACCAUUGUAAAUAUUAUAAGAAAAAUCAUCAUGCACUCAGUCCUGCUCGCCACUGUGCAUAAAUAUGUAAGUAGGAAUACUUAUGUGCAUGCAUUUUGGAUAAAAGGAUAAAGGAUUCUUACUGUGUUCACCUUACAACUACAAUUGCCCAUAAUCGUUCACACAAAUGUACAAAAACGCCAAAGUGAUGCUCUGACAAUGCUUACUCAAUUUUCAAUACCUACACGUAAAUAAAAUGCAAUCUUAUUGAUAUUAAAUUUUGUACUCGGCACUUCUUUAUGAAUGCAUAUUUAAGCCAUACUUGCACACAAUAUACACAAAUACAUAGAAAAUAUAGAAAGUAAAUAGAAUAUAAGACCUUCAGGAAUAAGUAGAUUUUAAGUUACACAAAAUGAAAA
Messenger RNA from Anastrepha ludens (Mexican fruit fly), 2095 nucleotides. It is a transcript of the gene hkb, whose product is annotated as Krueppel-like factor 13. Gene Ontology annotation, biological process: regulation of transcription by RNA polymerase II. Gene Ontology annotation, molecular function: RNA polymerase II cis-regulatory region sequence-specific DNA binding; DNA-binding transcription factor activity, RNA polymerase II-specific. The transcript is spliced from 2 exons. The record is from RefSeq and is a predicted model, not a curated record. The coding region runs from base 214 to 1308 and encodes 364 amino acids. NCBI's taxonomy places the organism in Eukaryota, Metazoa, Arthropoda, Insecta, Diptera, Tephritidae.